GAGCAGAAUUGAAGCCGAUCAAGGGUGGCUUCCGGGCUCCAAAGGAAACUCUGCCCACCUGGACGAGUCAGCAAGUCGAGAGAUCAGGCCUGAACAUGGGUCAAAACUGAGAUUCUUCACUGCUAGCCGAUGACCAUUUGGAAAAGAUGGCUGGUCCCUGUGAGUUCUUCGAGGAGAUCAGCUCUGAGCACAUGAAAGACUUCCACUUCAUUGACCGUGGGGCCUUUGGCGACAUCUACCGGGUCCGGCACCAAGAGUGGGGGAUUGAUGUGGCUGUGAAGAUCCUCAACCGGAAUGCCAGCUUCACCCGAGAACUGCUGAACGAAGCCCGUGCCAUGGACAAGGCCCGCUUCCUUUACGUCCUGCGUCUUUAUGGCCUCUAUGUGGGCAAAGUGCCAUCGGACGGUACCUGCGUAGGGCUAGUGAUGGAGUACAUGGAGAACGGCAGCCUGUCCACCUUGCGGGAGUGGGUCAACGCGGUGCCCUGGGCCUUGCGGUUUCGCAUCCUCCACCAGGUGGCGCUGGGGAUGAAUUUCCUGCACAACCUCAGCCCGCCAUUGUUACACCUGGACCUCAAACCGAGUAACGUGCUACUGGACGCAGAGUUGCAUGUCCGGGUGGCUGAUUUUGGGUUGUCCAAGUUCAAACGAGGAUUUACUCGUCCAUCCAGUCAAGCUUCCAGGGAAGGAGAAGGAUAUGGUGGGACGUUGGAAUACUUGCCGCCAGAGGCCUUUGCUGAUUUAAACUACCAUCCAACCCCAGGCACGGAUGUCUACAGUUAUGGCAUUCUCAUGUGGUCAGUGUUAGCUGGCCAGGAACCCUAUCCGCAUCUCCCACCUGGCAACAUGAGUUCCAUGAUCAGCCGCCUGAUCCCGCAAGGCCAAAGGCCAAGCACAGAGGCUCUGGAGAAGACAGACAAUGUGUUGAACCUGGAGAACAUGAUUGAUCUCAUGAAAUGGUGUUGGCAUAAUGACAAAACCAAGAGACCACCCUUCCGAGAAUGCACACAAGUGACAGAGAAAGCAUACAGUUGUCACCAACCACACAUAAGGGCUGCUGUUCGUGAAGUUCAAGAUAUUUUGGCUCACAGGAACAGCUCUUCCUUCAAGAAAUGUGGAGUCACCUCAGUCCAAGACGUGAAGAAAGCCAGCCUUUCCCCUCGGAGGCCGGAUAAAGUGGAACAACAGCAACUUCUAACUCCUUCCUCUGAAUUGGAAGAGAAAUUUGAGACAAUGACUCUCACUGGAUUCCCGUCUUGGCAAAACGAGGCUGCGCCCUCAGAAGCGUCUCCCAAACCAAGCCCAGAAGGGAAACCAUCAGCCCCACCGUUUCUCCAACGAAGUCAAAGCGCUUACGGUGACAAAGGAGGAGAGGAAGCGGGCAUUGAAGAAACUUAUCACCCACAGGUGAACAUACGGACUCGGCCCAAACUUGCAGGUAGAAAGCCCCGUCCCUAUUCAGAUACGUACCUGCCCUGUCACCCUGGAUACCUGCCUUAUCAACAGCAGUUUUAUAGCUCCCAAGUGGAUGCAAGAUUUCUCCACCAAGAUCGUUCCCUUCUGCCACAGUUUCAACCUCGGUCUUCAUACAAUGGAAUCCAUAUCCAUGGUCAAGACAUCAGAGGCGUCCAGUUUGGAGACCAUAAUAACAUGCAUAUCGAAAUGAGAAAUUCAGGAAGCCGUGGGAAGAAGCCAUGAUCAAUGCCUUACAGGGUAUGGAUGCUUUCUUAUGGACAUUUCUGCUUCUUCUGCAUUGAGGCCAUUCACUCUACAUCUGAAUAUUGUCUUUCCCACCUCAGUGUUCUGUUUUACCAUCAUCUCCACUUCAUUCCAUGAGGACAGUCUGGUAGAAUUUCAGCUGGAACCCAUUUGUCAAUCCAUAUGUCGCGUUUUAUUUCAUUGUUUGUUAGAAGAAAUGAGAAUGACUCACUCUGACCAGCAGAAGUGGCUCUGCUAAUUCCUCCUGUCAAUUGGUGUUAUAAAUAAGAACAAGGACCUCCCCCAGAGCCCUUUGAGCCAUGCGUGUGGGCUGCCUGACCUGCCAAUCUGGGAGUCUCUGGGUCCCUCCCAGGGUUGCCUAGUGCUUCUGAUUGAGAGGAGGAGUUGGCUUUCAGGGAUGGGGACGACCACGGACAGACGGAUGGGCAUGGGAAAAUGGGCAUUAAAAUUAAAUUUAAAUCACUUUAAAAGUUUGUUGGUUUGUUUUGUUUUGGUUCGUUGCUUUUGACAAACCUGAACUGACCCGAACCAACAAAUCAGCAAUUUUUGGUGAACUUCCUGGUUGUCUUUUUGGUUCAUUUAUCCUUCCCUGCUCAUGAGCUAUUCAUUCUCUCUAUCCUGUGGCUGAUACUAGCUGGCGACAGAGGCUCUGAAGAAAAACGCACACAAACCAAGAUUUAAAACACACUAGAUACAAAUGUGCUAUUCCUACAUAGCGAAUGUCGGCAAACUUCAUAGAUUGAGGAAAGCCACUUCUCACCCCCCCCGCCCCAAGUCCCAUCCUGCACGUAAAACCACGUUUGGUCUGAAGAAAAUAAACUUUUUCACAAAAGCAAGGCAUAUGGGGUGGCGCUCUUUUCCUGAGUUUUGAAAAAAUAAAAGUCAUAAAAAUGUAAAAUAAAAUUAAA
Pogona vitticeps (central bearded dragon) is the source of this 2626-nucleotide messenger RNA. RefSeq names its product receptor interacting serine/threonine kinase 3 (gene RIPK3). The record is from RefSeq and is a predicted model, not a curated record. Gene Ontology annotation, molecular function: ATP binding; JUN kinase kinase kinase activity. Gene Ontology annotation, biological process: protein phosphorylation. Lineage: Eukaryota; Metazoa; Chordata; Lepidosauria; Squamata; Agamidae.